This is a messenger RNA of Cyprinus carpio (common carp), 3342 nucleotides long. RefSeq names its product glycerol-3-phosphate dehydrogenase, mitochondrial-like. Gene Ontology annotation, cellular component: mitochondrion; glycerol-3-phosphate dehydrogenase (FAD) complex. Gene Ontology annotation, biological process: glycerol-3-phosphate metabolic process. The record is from RefSeq and is a predicted model, not a curated record. The coding region runs from base 139 to 2328 and encodes 729 amino acids. The transcript has 18 exons. Lineage: Eukaryota; Metazoa; Chordata; Actinopteri; Cypriniformes; Cyprinidae. Gene Ontology annotation, molecular function: calcium ion binding; glycerol-3-phosphate dehydrogenase (quinone) activity.
GUUUGUCAAAUACUUCCUGUCAUUGUACUUCCUGGAUUCCUGAAUAAGUAACAUUGUAACAUCACAGUUGAUACCUUCACUGUCCAUGAAUUUCAUUUUUAGACAUCAUCAACAUCACCAUCACCAAAAACAGGAUCAAUGGCUUUCAGAAAGGCAGUGAAGGGAACCCUAAUAGGGGGCGGAGCUGUAGCAACAGCCUUUGGCCUAUCACAGUUCUUUGAAUACAGGAAGAAUCAGCAUAAAUGGGCUCAGCUAGCAUACGUUGAAGCACAGGGUGAGCUAAAGGUGCCGUUUAAUGAUGCUCUCCCAACAAGAGAGGAGCAGCUUUCAACACUACGAAACACAGAGGAGUUUGAUGUCUUGGUGGUGGGCGGUGGAGCCACAGGCUCGGGAUGUGCCUUAGAUGCUGUCACACGGAAUCUGAAGACCGCCCUGGUAGAACGAAGCGAUUUUUCAUCGGGCACCAGCAGCAGAAGCACCAAGCUCAUUCACGGCGGAGUCCGCUAUCUGCAGAAAGCCAUCAUGAAACUAGAUUAUGAGCAGUACAUGAUGGUGAAAGAGGCUCUUCAUGAACGUGCCAAUCUGCUGAACAUCGCUCCCCACCUGUCUGCACCUUUACCUAUAAUGCUUCCUGUUUACAAGUGGUGGCAGCUGCCGUAUUACUGGGCCGGCAUUAAAAUGUACGACCUGGUUGCCGGAUCACAGUGUCUGAAGAGCAGCUAUGUCCUGAGCAAGAGCAAAGCACUGGAGCUCUUCCCGAUGCUGAAGAAAGACAAACUCGUGGGAGCCAUUGUCUACUAUGAUGGACAGCACAAUGACUCCCGUAUGAACCUGGCCAUUGCUCUUACAGCGGCCCGUCAUGGUGCUGCUAUUGCUAACUACACAGAGGUGGUUCAUCUGCUAAAGAAACCAGACCCAAAAACAGGCCAAGUGAAAGUUUGUGGAGCCCACUGCCGAGAUAUAAUCACAGGGCAGGAGUUUGACGUUCGUGCCAAAUGUGUCAUUAACGCUACCGGCCCCUUCACUGACUCCCUGCGCAAAAUGGACAACCAGAAAACUGCCAACAUCUGCCAGCCUAGUGCAGGAGUGCACAUUGUCAUCCCUGGAUAUUACAGCCCGGACAACAUGGGGCUGUUAGACCCCGCCACCAGUGAUGGCCGUGUCAUAUUCUUCCUGCCCUGGGAGAAGAUGACUAUCGCCGGCACAACAGACACGCCCACUGUAGUCACAGCCCAUCCCAUCCCAUUGGAGGACGACAUCAACUUUAUCCUGAGCGAAGUACGCCACUACCUCAGCCCUGAUGUAGAAGUGCGGCGGGGUGAUGUCCUGGCGGCCUGGAGUGGCAUUCGUCCGCUGGUCACCGACCCCAAUUCCAAAGACACUCAGUCCAUCUGUCGUAACCACGUCGUCAACAUCAGCGACAGCGGACUCAUCACCAUUGCGGGUGGGAAGUGGACAACCUAUCGUUCUAUGGCUGAAGAGACUCUUGAUGCAGCUAUAAAGGCUCAUAACCUCUCAGCCGGUCCCAGCAGGACGGUCGGUCUGAUGCUGGAUGGUGGGAAGGACUGGACCCCCACCCUGUACAUUCGCUUGGUUCAAGACUACGGCUUGGAAAACGAGGUUGCUCAGCACCUAGCAGCCACCUAUGGAGGAAGAGCAUUUGAAGUGGCCAAAAUGGCCCAGGUGACAGGCAAGAGAUGGCCUAUAGUGGGGAAACGCCUUGUGUCUGAAUUUCCCUACAUAGAGAGUGAGGUGCAGUAUGCUGUAAAGGAGUACGCAUGUACAGCCAUCGAUGUGAUUGCGCGCCGAACUCGACUGGGCUUUCUGAACGUGCAGGCUGCAGAUGAGGCUUUGCCACUUAUUGUUGAGAUCAUGGGAAAAGAACUGCAGUGGACUGAGCAAAAAAAGAAAGAAGAGCUGGGGGGAGCAAAGAAAUUUCUGCAUCUGGAGAUGGGUUAUAAAGCUCGCUCUGAGCAGCUCAGCAAGACAACAGAGAUCUCACUCACUGCCCAAGAGAUAGCAAGGUAUAAGAAGCGCUUUUACAAGUUUGAUAAGGAGAGUAAAGGCUUUAUCACAACAGUGGAUGUCCAGCAAGUGCUAGAGAAACUCAGCAUUCAGAUUGAUGAGAACGCACUUCAUGAGAUCCUCAACGAGGUGGACCUCAACAAAAACGGGCAGGUGGAACUGGAUGAGUUCUUGCAGCUCAUGAGCGCAGUCCAGAGAGGCCAAAUCUCUGACAGUCGUCUGGCUAUCCUGAUGAAGACGGUCGAGGAGGGGUUGGAUCUGAGAAGACCUGUCUCGGUUGACCGCAGUGGAGGCGGUGUUUAAAUCCCAACUAACCAAAACAUCCACCAGACAACAGCUCCCACCACAAAGUUGGAUAAACACCAAAAAGCGGUGACCGCUGUGCCCACGCUGGUCAGAUCACAAGCACAUCCUCUCAAGUCAUUAACUCACCCAACCAGCUGGCUGCCAUUGACUACAAUCUUUUUCUGUUUAACUUAUAUUUUAGCAUGCUUAUUUAAAUUGAUUUUAAUGAAAAAAUAUAUUAUUAGAGCAGAAUAUAUUCUUAAAAAAUAUUUCAAAGCGUAUUCUAGAGUCUAUAUUUUUAUCUAAUGCAUGCAGUGCCAUGUUGUGUGACCUGGUAAGCAUGAAUAGAUUGUCUCUUUAAUGUUUCUCUGAGCAGCUUUAUCCGGUUUGCUUUCUGUUGUGCCAUUUUAUUAAUGCAGAUUAUUUGCUCCUGAGCACAGUGAGGUGAAAUUCAAGGGCUCUUAGUGUCUUCCGAGCUAAACAAUACACUAUAUGUGAAGCACGCCGAUUUACACUGCAUACUGCUUAAUUGUUACUGUUCUGAAUUACAGUGAUGAAAUGUGUUGUUUUUUUGUUGUAUUAUUUUAAUCAUUUCACAUAAUUUUUAAUUUUCUGAUAAGGUAUUUAUUCAAAAUCUAUAAUUUCCUUCAUACUUUUGAUAAAUCCUGUCUUGUUUUUAAGUAAUGUAUUACUGUAAACAGAUGAGUUAUUUUAGUUUGUCUUAAACGGGUUGUUUUCAGUGUUUUUAGACUUUUCAUUGGCUCUGGUUCAACAGGAGGGUUAUUACAAAUUAUGAUGAAAUUAAAACAUUUCAUCCCUUAUUCAAAUUCAUGAACAAUUGAAACUCCACUUCAGUGUGUUUCCUAUAAAGCCUUGCCUGUAAAAGUUAUUGAUUAUCCAUUUAUCAUGAAAUAAUAAGGGACUAUUAUAACUGUAAACUUGAUGUAGAGCAUAGCAGGUAAUGUACUAUAUGUGCCUUGCUUCUUAAUGGGAUAGUUCAUUCAAAAAUUAAAAUUCUGUUACCAUCUACUA